AUGGAACUCAUGUUGUGGUUCAUCAUCUCCAUUCUCAUACUCUCCCAAGCAAAGGCAGCAGAAGAAGAAGACAAGGCAGCAUUGCUUGAAUUCGUGCAAAAGCUACCACCUUCAAGGCCUCUCAAUUGGAACGGAACCUCUUCCCCAUGCACCUCUUGGACAGGCGUAACCUGUGACCGACAAAGCUCACGUGUCAUAGCCAUUCACCUACCAGCCUUCGGAUUCCACGGACCCAUCCCUCCCAACACCAUAAGCCGCCUCACGUGCCUCCAAACGUUGAGUCUCAGAUCCAACUUCAUCACCGCUCAUUUCCCUUCCGAUUUCUCCAAUCUCAAAAACCUCACCUUUCUCUAUCUCCACUUCAACAACUUCACCGGCCCCUUACCGGAUUUCUCCCCCUGGACAAACCUCUCCGUCCUUGACCUCUCCAAUAACCGAUUCUCCGGCCACAUUCCUCCGUCGCUCUCCACCUUGCCCCGCCUCGCCGCCGUCAACCUCGCCAACAACUCGCUCUCCGGGGAAAUCCCACUCUCUCUCCAGAGGUUCCCAAAGGCCGCAUUUUUAGGCAACAAUCUUUCUCUUCAACUUCAACCCUCUCCGCAUUCUGUCAAACACCGCCAAACGACGCUGCUUUCGGUUGUUGUCGCUGCUGGUGUCUUCGCUCUCGCGGGAUUCCUUGUUUUUGUAUUUCUGUGGUGCUCCAGGAAGAGAAAAGGGAAUGUUUUUGCUCGGAAGUUGCACAAGGGGGAAGUCGGAAGCGGCGAGGCGAAUUUGAAGCGCGAGAGGAAGAUUGCGGCACCGGAAGGAGGGUGCGGGGAAGGAGGUGCGGGAAAGGGAAACGGGGAUGCGGGUUUGGGGGUAAUUUAG
Molecule: messenger RNA, 867 nt
Organism: Cajanus cajan (pigeon pea)
Lineage: Eukaryota; Viridiplantae; Streptophyta; Magnoliopsida; Fabales; Fabaceae
Source: RefSeq, a predicted model, not a curated record